Molecule: messenger RNA, 327 nt
Organism: Opisthorchis viverrini
Lineage: Eukaryota; Metazoa; Platyhelminthes; Trematoda; Opisthorchiida; Opisthorchiidae
Exons: 1
Coding region: 1-327 (108 amino acids)
Source: RefSeq, a predicted model, not a curated record
AUGUCCACAGCUAACAAUUCCCGCCGGAUCUAUACUGGUUGCCGCAACCGCCCCAGAGAUAUCACAGUUUUAUACUCCGAGAAACAACCUCAUACACGAAGCAAGGCCAGGGAGCCGGUGAUCUACAGGAGUGUUCGGAAACUUCGUUCUCGUGACCGCAUGACCAUUGAUGCCUCCAAAUCAUUGCUUUGGUCUUCUGCAAACGCUGAUGGGAAGUACUCACGUACAAAGGAGGAGUUUCCGUUUGAAAUGCCUUGUUUAAAUGAAUACCAGAGAACUGCGUCCUACGGAAUUCUACUCAUUAACCUGCUAUAUCCUGAUAGCUAG